Molecule: messenger RNA, 1956 nt
Organism: Cinara cedri
Lineage: Eukaryota; Metazoa; Arthropoda; Insecta; Hemiptera; Aphididae
Source: the annotation of a GenBank genome assembly
CUCAUACUUAUAGUACCUUAAUAAAAGUGGUCACCUUAUCUUCUCUACAUCGUGGUUCGACCUUAUCUUAUAAGACCGUGGUUUUUAGGUGUUAUGUUCAUUAUUAUAACUUGAUAUAAAUUAUAAACAGUCAAUUUUGUUUAUACAAUUCCAUUGUAUUCAUGAACUGUAAACAAAAAAAAAUAACCUAUGAGUCUAUGAAUUACACCAAUAACCCAUCGGUGAUGUAUAUUGUAUAUUAUAAAUUAUAUUAUGUAUAUUUUAAUAUAAUAUUAAAAUGUAAAAUAUAUUUCAGGAUACUAUGAAACAAGAAGUUAAAAAUCAAGAUUUAAAUUUGAAAAAUGAAAUUAUUAAAAUAAUGAAUAAGGAACUUCAAUGUCCCAUUUGUAAUGAAUGGCUGUAUAAAGUAAUUUUGUUUUAUAAAGAAUUUUCAACUCAUAUUUCUGGAGUAAAAUACAAUUUUUACAAACCCACUUGCCAUUAAAACAAACAAUUAGAUGUUUUUAAUAUUAUAAAUAAUAUGUUAAAAUAUUAAAGCAUUUGUCCACUCUAAAAGUGCUGGGGGAUUUAUUCAAGUAAUAUCUUAAGAUCGGCGCCACUAAUAGCAAUGCAAAAGUAUUUAUAGUAUUUAAUGGUUUUUACUGAUAAUUUGUUACUACUUUUUUGAAAAAUAUGAAAUAAAUUUGUUAGAAAUUUUCAUUUAAAAACACCUGUUUCCCAUUAUUGACCCUGUAUUAUUGGAUAUUUAAUUAAAGCAAUCAAAUAUAAUUUAGGCAACUUCUGCAAACUGUAAUCAUACAUUUUGUGAAGUAUGUAUUAGAAAAUGGAUUCAAAUUAAUAAAGCAUGCCCUAUUUGCCGUACUGCAAUUCAAUACACUACAACUUCUAUAGCAGUUGAUAAUUUCAUCUCAAAUUUAUGUCAAUUAUUUGGUGGUUCUGUUAAAGAACAGCGAGAAUCUAUAGAGAAUGCUCGAAUAGGUGUGAUAUAUACAUAGCAUUAAAUUAUUUUACUAAUAAAAUACAUUUUUAAUGUUAUAUUUAAAUUCACAGAUGAUGCAGAUCAAACAGUUGAUGAAAGAAUAAGUGAUUUAAAUCAAUCAAUCGAAGAAGACACCUUUUUAAGUCAAUUUGAAACUACUAUGCCACCAAUGAGACAUCCAAAUAUGGUUCCUUUAAUACCCUUACCUCGAGUAACUGAAGUGCCUGUAUUUACAGUGAAUUCAAGAGAACCAUUAAAUUUGCAUCAUUCCAACAGAGGUCAAUUAUCAUCCUUUAUACCUAUAGUAUUGGUAGAUAAUCUGCGUGUUAAUGAUCUUCAACCAACAUCUAAUGUUGACUUACAUGUCAGUUCAAGUAUUAAUCAAUCAAUUGAAGAAGAUACAAUGAUUAGCCAACUUGAAACUACUAUGCCACCAAUGAGACAUCCAAAUAUGGUUCCUUUAACACCUUUCCCUCGUGUAUCUGAAAUACAUGUAUCAUCUUCCCUUCAAUCGUCUAUGGAAUUGGUAACAAGUCUACAUAAUAUUAAUCAUCUUCAGCCAACAUCUUCAAUGUCUGAAGUUAGCUCAUGUGUCAGUUCAAAUUUUGAUCAGUCAGUUGAAGAAGAUAUAUAAUAAAAUUAACUUUAAACUACUAUGCCAAUGACACGUCCAAAUACGGUUUCUUUAAUACUGUCAUAACUAUCUAAAAGACUUUAAUACUAAACUUCAGCAUAUUAAUACAACUAUUGAUCAAUCAAAUGUACCUUUGGCUAACUUCAACAUGUAGUAACCAUAUACUACUGAAUACCCAUGCAAAUAAAUUCAUACUGUUAUAAUAUUCAAGUGCCUUUAUUAUUUUUAUUUAUAUUUUAUUAUUAUUAUUAUUUUAUUGUCUUCUACAUUGAAAUUCAUUAUGAAAUCAGACAUUUUUUGUUAUAAAAGUUUGAUAUUAAAAAUAAAGUAUUUUUGUAUUUAA